Molecule: messenger RNA, 1521 nt
Organism: Gymnodraco acuticeps
Lineage: Eukaryota; Metazoa; Chordata; Actinopteri; Perciformes; Bathydraconidae
Product: piggyBac transposable element-derived protein 3-like
Exons: 2
Coding region: 1-1521 (506 amino acids)
Molecular function (GO): sequence-specific DNA binding
Source: RefSeq, a predicted model, not a curated record
AUGGCGUCACUGCUGCGACUAACACACCUUGCCAUCAGUGACGAUGACGAGGAGGAAGAUUACGAUGUGGAAGACCCUGACUUUGCCCCACCCACCCACAAUCUGGACAUUCCAGGCCCAAGUGACAUGGGCCCCUCUGCCAAGAGGAGGUGCAUGCAGCCUGCAGUGCUCCAGGUCGAUGACGACGAUGACGACGACGACGACGACGACGAUGGUAACAACGAGCAGCCAGCACUACAAGCCAAGAGGCCCACCAAACCCAGGAAGUCAGCAGCAAGGCCAACCACCUGGCACAAAGCUGACCUGGAAAACACAGAACUGCCGGAAUACCAGCACUCUCCCCCUGACUACAUUGAAACCCCUUUUCAGUACUUCACAAGGUACUUUGGCCCCGAAAUUGUCACUCAUAUCACCUACCAAACUAAUUUUACGGACAUUAACACCACUUUCACCACCAAUGAGAAUGAGAUAAUGACAUUUCUGUCCAUCCUGAUGUAUAUGGGGAUUUCAGAGCUCCCAGCUGUUGAAGAUUACUGGGCCAUGGAGACCAGAGUCCCUCAAGUUGCCAACCUGAUGUCCUCAAAGAGGUUCAGGCUGCUGAAAAGGGUUGUCCAUUUCAAUGACAACACUGAGCUCCCUGGUUCCAUUGACCGCUUCUUCAAAAUCCGGCCACUGUUCAUCUUCCUCAAUUCUGCCUUCAGGCGUGAGCCGCAGACCCCCAAACAGUCUGUGGAUGAGGUGAUGGUUGCCUACAAAGGGAAGACAGCUGGCAACCUGAGGCAGUAUAUAAAGACCAAGCCAGACAAGUGGGGUUUUAAAUUGUUUUCCAGGGCCUCUGUGGAUGGCUUCAUCCACGACAUGGUGCUGUACCAGGGGAAGACUACUCUGGAGGCCCACAGUGUCCCCCUGACACCUGAACAACAAGCCAUGGGUGCCACCAGCCAGAUUGUCUCUGUCUUGGCAAGUACCAUGUCCUCCCCCAGCACCACAGCCAUCUUUGCGGAUAACUUUUUCACCAGCCUGGAGCUAGUGCGGUACCUCCGAGACCAGAACUGCAGGUAUACAGGGACAGCCAGGGACAAUAGAAUUGGAAAGCCCCCGCUUAAGUCCAUCAAGGAAAUGGAGAAAAAGGCUGUCUCUCGUGGAACAUGUGACUACAUCAUGAGUGAUGAUGGGAUCCUGGCUGUCAGGUGGAAGGACAACAGAAUGGUAUCUCUGCUGUCAACAGACAUGGGGGUGGAGCCUAUGUCCUCAGUCAUCAGGUACUGCAGUGAGACGAAGACGAAGGAGCCGGUGAGCUGUCCAGCUGUUAUCCGGACCUACAAUGCCAACAUGGGGGGCAUUGACAAGAGUGACAUGUUGGUCCACCUCUACCGCACCCCCAUGAAGUCCAAGAGGUGGUACAUGCGUAUGUUUGCAUACGCCAUUGAUGUCAGCCUCACAAAUGCCUGGAUCAUGUACAGGCGGGACUGCAAGGCCCUUGGUGUGAAUGGCGUGCCUCUGAAAAGCUUCAGAAUUUAG